AAAGGUCAUUUGUGUCCCCUUCUCUUGAACUGUGAAUCUGGUGGAGUUGUUAGACACUCCUUUGCAUAAUUAUUUUAAGCAGAAUGACUGCUUGAAUUAUUUCUUCUGCUUCCGGUGGGUUCUUAUACAAUUUAAAAGGGAAUUUGAAUACGAAAAAACAAUGCGUUUGUGGGAGGUGUUGUGGACACAUUACUUGAGCGAGCACCUGCACCUGUACGUAUGUGUCGCAAUCCUGAAAAGAUAUGGCAGUAAGAUAAUGGGGGAGCAGAUGGAUUUUGAUACACUCCUGAAAUUUAUCAAUGAGCUUAGCGGUUGCAUUGACCUCGAUGCAACCCUCCGGGAUGCAGAGGCUUUGUGUAUAUGCGCCGGUGAAAAUGGUGCAGCUUCCAUCCCUCCUGGAACUCCACCUUCAUUGCCUUUGGAGGAUGUUUCAUUUUAUCCUCAACAGGAUGACGAUGAUGUCUUGUGAAGAUUAUCUCUACUUGUGGACUAAAUUUCUCGGUUCUCUCCUCUCGGUUGUAACCGAAAAGUCAAUGAUUUUUGAGGCAUUGUAAGUUUAGACUAAACAAAUUUCCGAGUGAAAUCUGUUCGAUUGGUCUCGCUAUCAGAUGCCUUUUUGAAUUCUGUGUCUUAUCCUGUAUGGAAAAAUUUACGAUAUUUCAAAAAAUUAAAUUAGAAUAAGUUCCGAU
Messenger RNA from Ilex paraguariensis (yerba mate), 689 nucleotides. The record is from the annotation of a GenBank genome assembly. Lineage: Eukaryota; Viridiplantae; Streptophyta; Magnoliopsida; Aquifoliales; Aquifoliaceae.